AUGGGCCCCUUUGGAGCAGUUGCAGACGACAACUCCUGGGGUGACCUCGUCAAGCUAGGUGCCCUUUUCGGGGAGCUCAACGCUUGCCUGGCAAAUCAGGAGCUCAUUCGUCGUCCCAGCCCAGAGCAAGUAGUGCGGCUUAUGGAGUUGGCCUCUCCCACUAGUAUGGGCACAGGAAGACCAGUGGGAGAAGUGAUCCGCGAUGCUGCAGAGAUCUUGUCUUUCCGGAUCGCCGUAGGUCAUCACAGAUUCUACUCGUGUGUUCCAUCACCAGCCUCUCCUAUAUCAUGGUUGGGUGACACUCUUACAACAGCAUUCAACCCUUUUGGCGGGAGUCUAGAAGCUGGGUCUGGAGUUUGCACAAUUGAAGUUGCGUUGAUCAAAUGGAUCGCAGACCGAUUCGGCUUUCCCACAUUUUCUUCAGGUGGUCACUUUGUUUCCGGGGCUUCGAUGGCAAACUUGACUGCCCUGACUGUUGCCCGUGAUCAAUUACUGGAUUUUGAGGAUCAAACCAAUGGUGAUGAUAGACCAUCCAACGGAGUGGCUUACCUUUCCAGUCAUGCCCAUUUUUGUAUCCGGAAAGCUCUUCGGAUCAUUGGUCUAUCGAAUCGGCAAAUCCGCGUGAUCAAUUCUGAUGCCAACUUUCGGAUGGAUAUCGGGCAUUUGCAGCGGAGCAUCUCGGAUGACCUAGCGCAAGGCCGACACCCAUUCCUUAUUAUCGCCACUUGUGGAACAACCAACACUGGAAGCAUCGACCCGCUAGAAGAGAUUGCGCAAAUAGCCCGCUCAAGAGGCAUGUGGAUGCAUGUGGAUGCGGCCUAUGGUGGAUCUGUUGCAUUUUCCAAAUCUCAUCGAGCCAAGAUCAAGGGAAUCGGCUUGGCAGACAGUAUAGCUUGGGACGCGCACAAAUGGCUUUUUCAAACACAUGGCUGUGGGGCGGUUCUCUUCCGGGAGAAAUCACAUCCCUUGAAGAGUUUUGCUUCUUCUGCACAGUAUGUUCGCGAUGUCGAGCAUAUGGCCACGGAAGAAGACCAGAAUACAAUGCUCGACCCGUGGAACUACGGAAUGGAAUUGACUCGACCGGCGCGGCAUAUGAAGCUAUGGUUUACACUUCAGGUUCUAGGUACAGAUGCGAUAGACAGGAUGAUAAGUUCGGGAUUCCACCUCGCAAAACAUUUGGAAACUUCACUUCGUCAAUUAGACGGUUGGGAAAUAACUUCUCCAGGAUCCUUGGCCAUCUUGACUUUUCGUUAUGCUCCGCAAACCAGGGAUCAUAUCACCAAAGCCGAGACUAUGCCCGGCACCUUUGAUCUCCUGAACGAGCUCAUCUCGAAGGAACUUACCGCCCGUAAUGUGGCGGUGAUCUUUACCACCCGUGUACUAGAUAGGGUGUGCCUCCGGAUGUGCAUGAUCAACCCCAAUCAGACUACUGCCGACGUUGACAUUGUGGUAAACACGCUGGAUGUUGUUUCACGCGAAUGCCAUGAAGCUCUCUGCAAGGACUGA
Molecule: messenger RNA, 1506 nt
Organism: Penicillium subrubescens
Lineage: Eukaryota; Fungi; Ascomycota; Eurotiomycetes; Eurotiales; Aspergillaceae
Product: pyridoxal phosphate-dependent decarboxylase family protein
Exons: 1
Coding region: 1-1506 (501 amino acids)
Biological process (GO): carboxylic acid metabolic process
Molecular function (GO): carbon-carbon lyase activity; pyridoxal phosphate binding
Source: RefSeq, a predicted model, not a curated record